Molecule: messenger RNA, 785 nt
Organism: Arabidopsis thaliana (thale cress)
Lineage: Eukaryota; Viridiplantae; Streptophyta; Magnoliopsida; Brassicales; Brassicaceae
Exons: 1
Coding region: 618-785 (55 amino acids)
Source: RefSeq, marked reviewed
CACACCUUUCAUCAAUACCCACUUAGAGUCUGCAAGAAGACAAUGUAGAAGGCUGAUUUCAAUAUAAAUUAUUAGGCAACAUAUACUUACGAAGGCAUUGAAGACUGGAAAGCUGAUGACUUAUACUUAAAAUUUUACCUCCAAACUGAUAAUGUCCAAGUGGUCACUUACCUCAGAGUCUUAAUGAUUUGUUUGACGCCUAUCAUACACUAACAUAUAUCAUUAGAAUAGAGACAGAGCUUAUGCAAGAGAAAUGAGAGCCAUAGUCCAUAUAUCAUAAAAGGAGAAGAAAUUCCUUUGAGAAUGGUUUAAGUGAUGGAGUGUUAACAUUCAUAAUCUUUUUUGUACUUCAGAUUUGCUUGCAUGAACUAUAUUUGUAGAGUAAACCUGCAAAAAAAAUAAAAAAAAGAGCACCACAUUUUUCCAUUCUACAUACAAAAACAAAGCAAGCAAGCAUAAACCAUGUUCCUUACUUUGAACACAUCUCAGAGGAUUCCAAAAACGCAAAUCAUCAGAUUUAGUCAUAAUCACGCAUCAAGAUUGAAUUGGCACAUAUCCUACUAAAAGAGCAAAAAGAUUUGCUGUUGUUGGCACAUUUGAAGGAAGAAAAACAGUUGAUGCCAUUUGACAUAUACCUCUUACCAACUCAUUGGACGGGACUAAUAGUGUCUGCUAUGUCAGUUUACUGUAUACGUAAUAGAGCAGAAGGCAGCGGACAAGGCAGAAACCAGCCUUACGUUGGUACAAAUGUUCCACAUGCGGAUACAAAGCAUCGCCUCAACUAA